UUGAGUCGGUGAGCGCUGCCCGAUUCACGAUUCCGCUGCUCUGUAGAGUCUAAAGCGGUAGUAUUGUAGUAGUAAAAAUUGUCAACUCAAGCGCUGCGGUUGACGACGACGACGCUGCUGCGCGGGGAAAAUGCGUACCCCCCAAACCGCCGCCGCUGGAAAGGGAAAGCAAAAGGGAAAGCACGCGCGGAUUACCAGAAGAAUUCUACGGGCCCAGAAGAAUCGUCGUCAGUUGGUGGUGGUCACGAGGAAGAGCAGAAGAAUCGUGCCCACUGUGGUGGGAUCAACUGGAACCUCGAUCGUGGGACGCAGCUUCACGACGUCUUGCAAACGGCUGAAAAUGGAGAAGACUCCCCGGUACACGCAGCGGGAGCGGAACAUGGUGUUGAGCUACGCGGCGCAAUACAAGGACGUGAUCGAGAACAAGCGGACGGACGCGGAGUCGAAUCGCAAGAAGGACGAGGUCUGGCUGCAGAUCGCCAAGGAGUUCAACUCGCGAGUGUAUCACCAGCGGAGCGCCAAGCAGCUGCGCCAGCUGUACAAGAACAUGAAGCUGCUGCUGAAGAAGGACCUCUGCGGCGAGGACAAGAGCAACCACUCGUUCAUGGACCUGCUCAACACGCUCUCGCAGCAGGAUUCCGUCGAGCAAUAUAUCGCCGAGCAGGGAGCGGGCGGCGGCAAGUCCUGCCUCGCGGGAAGCGGCGCCGGUGGCCAGGGGAACGGACACAAUGCGGACGACUACGAGGACUCCAAGUAUCAUUUUUUCUGCAACUUGCAGAUGCCGCUGUAUCCGGAGGGCAUGGACACGGAUGUGAUCCUGAUCAAGUCGGAGACGAUCAGCGACAACGAGCAGACGGACAAUGGGAUGGAUUGCCUGGACGACGAUGAUGACGACGACUGUUUGAGCCCGAAGGCGCCGGAAGUUUGCCUCGAGGAGGAGGACGAUGUGCUCUUUCCCACCGAUCUGCGACAGCUGGGAGGAUCCACUGGCGGAGUUGCCGCCUCUUCCGCCGGUGGUAAUGGUGCCUCCACCGCUGGUGGCAUCUCCUCCUCCUCCGCUCCUCAGCUCAGCGCAGCGGAUACCGUUCGCCGUGCCACCAGUUCGCCCGUUUGCUCCACCAAGACCUCGGUGAGCUCCAGCGGCAGCUAUGCCUCGAAUGCCCCCAAGCCGGACAUCACCAUUCAAACGGUGGGCCACAUACGCGUGGGCAGCUUUGCCAAUAUCAACAAGACGCUGCAGAAUGGAGGCUCCAAUUCUAUGGUAACAAAUGGCAAUGGAGGAGGAGCCCCCGCCAGUGGGGUGCUGCCUUUAACCGCGGAGCAAGUGCAACAGCAUACGCUGCUCAAUGGCCUCGGCCUGUCCGCCGUCAAUCCGCCACCGCAGUCGCUGCAGGCGGCCAUCAAUGCUGCCUUCGUGUCUGCCGCUCCUGCCGCUCGUCGCACGCCGCCCACCUUGCAGCUGCCACGCCUGCAAAGGGGCAAUAACAACAACCAGAGCAGCAGCAGCGCAACACCUGGCAAUGCAAGCACAGCAGCAGCCAAUGGAGUUCAGCUGCUGCUCAAUGGAGGUCAUCAUCAGCAGCAUCACCAGACGCAACAGCAGCAGACGCAUCAUCAUCAUCACAAUCAUCAUCAUCAGAAGCCGGGAAGCAACGUGGCCAUUGGAGCAGCGGGCAGCUUUAAUGGCUACAAUGGACUGGCCCUAAACAGCAGUUCGGGAUCGGGAAGCAGUGCGAAUAGCAGCGGAGUGGGACAAGGAGGAGCAGCCAGUCCCACCAAGCACCAGGAGCUGAUGAACUCGCUGAGGAUCGAGGAGAGCAAGCGCAAAAUCGAGCUGAUCAAUGCACAAAUCGAAUAUUGGCAGACGCUCACGAGGAAGCUGAACACGCAGUCGGGGCACAUGCCCAAUCCCUCGUGUCCCUGCCACUUUCCCGGGGUCUCCAGUGUGCUCUCGCCUGGAGCAGUGGCAGCAGCAUCCUCCAACUCCACUUCUGCCACCUCCGCCAGCUUGCUGCAAACGCAGGCCAGCAGCAGCUAGUCCGAAAGGCCUGGCUCCUCCUCUUUGGACAGCGACAUCAUCUCAAUAGUGGACAUAGACGAUGAGGAGGAGGAGGAGGAGCAGGGGGAGCAGGAGGAGGAGUCCUCGGAAGACGAGGACUUGACAGAUGAAGAAUCACAGGAUGCCUUGGUCAAGGAUGUGGGCGUGGUGGGCGGAUUAUUGUCGCCGCAAUCGCCUCACUCUCCUCCGCCGCCGCCAGCGAAGCGCUCGAAGCGCCAGGAAGAAGCCACCUCCGAGCUCCUCAGGCAGCUGGCCCUGCAGCAGAAUCAGAAUUCAGAAACGGAGCUUCAGGAGGAUCUAUAGGAGGAGCUUCAGGGGGAUCUUUAGAAGGAAUCUUCAGGAGAAAUCUUCAGGAAGAAUCUUCAGGAGGAAUCUUUAGGAGGAAUCUUUAGGAGGAAUCUUCAGGAGGAAUCUUCAGGAAGAAUCUUCAAGAGGAAUCUUUAAGAGAAAUCUUCAAGAGGAAUCUUUAGGAGAAAUCUUCAGGAGGAAUCUUCAGGAGGAAUCUUCAAGAGGAAUCUUCAAGAGGAAUCUUCAGGAGAAAUCUUCAGGAGAAAUCUUCAGAAGAAAUCUUCAGGAGGAAUCUGCAGGAGGAAUCUUCAAGAGGAAUCUUCAGGAGGAAUAUUUAAGAGGAAUCUUCAGGAGAAAUCUUCAGGAAGAAUCUUCAGGAGGAUCCCCAGGAAGAUCCCCAGGAGCAUUGCUAGUAUUUCGUAUUUCGUCUAGUUUGCAUGCCACUUUUCAACUACUUUAGUAGUACACUUACCACAUAUAUUUACCAUAUUUAUUUAAAGCCUAGUUUGAGUGCCAAAAACAAAGAUAGAAGAAGAUAUAGGAGCCUUGCCAUCGAGAGAAUGCUUGCCAAAGGAUCGAACCUUGCUUAAACCAAAACUUAAAGAUAAUCUUUAAUUUUAAACUUAAUUAUUUUAAAUCGUUUUUUUCGACCCACCUUUUUUUUCGUUUUUUUUUCCCCCCUCCCCUCGUAAUUAGAGUGUUUUAUUGUUAAGUUUGUUCUAAUGAGAAAGAGAGCUGCAAACCAAAAAGAAAAGGAGGAAACUAUCUUGACUUUGUACAUUUACCUUAAAAAAUCUUAGAUCUAACUUACUUAAUUAGAGCCGAGCAGCUAAAAAAAAGAACACAAAGAACGAAAACGAAAACUGUACAAAUGUGGUUCCUAAUCUAGUCCCUAAAAACAAAAAAGGAGUGAAGAAAAGCUUAAAUGUUAAAUGCCUAGCCGUGAACUUGUGUAUUAUUUUUAUAUAUUUGUAUGUCAGCCCAGAAGAAGAAAGUUCCCAAAAAAAAAGAAAACCAUCCAAAGAACUUUAGCUAAUUUAUGUACUUAAAAAGCCCGCGAAACCAAAACAAAGUCUGUACAGAGAUAGAAAGAGACAGGCGACCCAAAAAGAGAGAGAAAGAUGGAGAAACUUGCUAGUCGUUGCUGCAUAACUGUAUUUUAGUGUAUUUCUUAGUUAUUGCUAAUUGUACGUGUAAGAUACAUAUAAUAAUUGCUUGCCCAGUAACCACAAUUUAUACAAAGUAGCACAGGCAAAAAGAAGAAGAAGAAAACAAAAAACUCUUUAUACAUUUUUGUAAACAAAAAACUUAUUAAUAAAAA
Molecule: messenger RNA, 3668 nt
Organism: Drosophila takahashii
Lineage: Eukaryota; Metazoa; Arthropoda; Insecta; Diptera; Drosophilidae
Source: RefSeq, a predicted model, not a curated record